Molecule: messenger RNA, 2298 nt
Organism: Prunus armeniaca (apricot)
Lineage: Eukaryota; Viridiplantae; Streptophyta; Magnoliopsida; Rosales; Rosaceae
Source: the annotation of a GenBank genome assembly
AUGGCCAAGGCAAUGCUGCAUUUUCUUCCAUAUGCGUUGUUGCUUGCAGCAUUUGUGCUAGCUUGCCAUGGCCAAGAGAGAAAGGUUCAUAUCGUGUACAUGGGAGAGCGGCCUAAGGGGGAUUUUUCUGUUGCUUCCACACACCAUUCAAUGCUGGAAACUGUGCUUGGAAGUACUUCGUCAGCCAAGGACUCACUGAUCUAUAGUUAUGGGAAGAGCUUUAAUGGAUUUGCAGCAAGAUUAUCUGAUGAAGAAGUUGCAAAGUUAUCAGAAAUGGAAGGUGUGGUUUCAGUUCUUCCAAACCACAAGCUAAAGCUUCACACAACAAGGUCAUGGGACUUCAUGGGUUUCAGCAAAGGCACACUUCCAGCACCUAUAGAAGGAAAAGUUAUUAUUGGGGUUCUAGACACAGGAAUCUGGCCAGAAUCCGAUAGCUUCAACGACGAUGACUUUGGCCCUCCACCUUCAAAAUGGAAGGGGAAAUGCACAGGUGCCAACUUCACCUGCAACAACAAACUCAUUGGAGCCCGCUACUACAACAGCGAAGACAACUAUGACACCACUGACAUCAAAUCGCCAAGAGACUCUGAAGGACAUGGAAGCCACACCGCUUCGACUGCCGCAGGCCGGGAGGUGCCAGCAAGUUACUUUGGGCUAGCUGCUGGAACCGCCAGAGGUGGAGUCCCCAAUGCUAGGAUUGCUGUGUACAAAGUCUGUUGGGCAUCUGGAUGUGCUUCUGCAGAUAUCCUUGCAGCAUUUGAUGAUGCAAUAGCAGAUGGAGUUGAUAUUAUAUCCACUUCACUUGGCGCUCCCUUUCCACUUGAAUAUUUAGAAGACCCUAUUGCUAUUGGGUCAUUCCACGCCAUGAAAUACGGUAUAUUGACCUCAAGUUCUGCUGGAAACUCCGGGCCUUUUCCAGCAACAGUUUCUAAUUAUGCACCUUGGAUUUUGACCGUUGCUGCCAGCACCAUUGAUAGAAGAUUUGUAGCGAAAGCAGUUCUUGGAAAUGGAGAAAUUUAUUCUGGACUUUCUGUUAAUAAUUUCGACCUUAAUGGGAAGUCGUAUCCCUUAAUUUGGGGAGGAGAUGCUGCAAACUUCUCUGCAGGUGCUAACUCAGUGAUAUCAAGCCAAUGUUUUCAUGGGGCCAUGAAUUCGUACAAAGUAAAGGGAAAGAUUGUUUUCUGCGAAAGAAUCGGGGAUGGUGCUGGCAUUCUGUCAGCUGAUGGUGUGGGUGCAAUUAUGGCUGAUUCGUUAUUCACCGAUUUUGCAUUCAGUUUCCCGUUAUCAGCAACAGUGAUCACCACAGAAGAUGGUCAAAGAGUUUUGGACUAUAUCAGAUCAACAGAGAAUCCAGUUGCAACAAUUCUGGUUGGUGAGACGGACAAGGAUGUCAUGGCACCAUACAUUAUAUCAUUUUCUUCCAGAGGACCCAACCCCAUAACCCCAGAUAUUCUCAAGCCUGAUCUCACUGCCCCUGGUGUUGAUAUACUUGCUGCUUGGUCUCCAGUGGCACCGCCUUCCAUUGACUUUGAAGACACCAGGAGUGUCGAAUAUAACAUCAUCUCUGGGACUUCCAUGUCCUGCCCUCAUGCCAGUGGGGCUGCUGCCUAUGUCAAGGCUGCCCAUCCAAAAUGGUCAGCUGCUGCAAUCAAAUCUGCCCUCAUGACCACAGCUCAUGUCCUGGACCCAAAGAAGAACGAUGAACUCGAAUUUGCUUAUGGUUCUGGUCAUAUCAACCCUCUGAAAGCAGUUAAACCUGGGCUCGUCUUUGAUGCAUCAGAAGCAGACUAUGUACAUUUCCUCUGCAAACAGGGCUACAAUACAACCACAUUAAAGCUUAUCACUGGUGACAACAGCAGCAGCUGUGGCAGAACAAAGCCAGGAAGAGCGUGGGAUCUCAACUAUCCAUCAUUCUCUCUCGCAGUUGAAGAUGGCCAAAAGAUCGACGCUGUCUUUACCAGAACAGUCACCAAUGUUGGCUCACCAAACUCAACCUAUUAUAUUAAUGCAUACACUCCCUACUCCAGGGUUUCUGUAACACCAUCCACCCUGUCUUUCUCUGCCGUUGGCGAGAAGAAAUCGUUCACUGUGAAGGUAAGUGGUCCGCCGAUUUCACAGCAGCCAAUUGUAUCUGGUGCAGUCCUUUUGACAGAUGGGGCCCAUGUGGUGAGAAGUCCAUUUGUUAUAUACACAAUCCUCCCUGGUGCUGCUUAUCCCUCCAACUCCAUACUUGAGAAAAGACCAAGCUUCAAAGGUUCCUCCUUGUAUCACGGAAAUGGGAUCCCUGGACGCAACUAA